AGAAGUCUCCGAUUGUGCCCAGCAACGAUUGCCAGCUUCACGGAGCUUUUGCGAGCUCACUCAUAUAUCUCGAUGGGCUAACCAUUAGGUCAGCUUUUAGAAAUAUUAGUUAACGUUGCCUAUCGGCCUGGUUUGGUUGCGUUAAGGUAGCUGCAAUACGCAGACGAAGGGCAGAGAGCAGUUGAGUUGAUCUGCUUGAUCUCAUUUCAAUCAAGGAUGGCUGCCUUUUGCGAAGUUUGAUGCGCCUCGACGCGUCUAAUGUUAGCUAGCUAGGUAACGCUAAACAGAAACGAGAAAAUACUGUUCCUAUAGCUGGUAAGUUACAGAUAAUCACUUUAUUUUACCAAUCACCGCCAUAGUUAAGUCUGACGAAAAUGACAGAUGACACUCGACGAGGGGAAGAUGAUGAGCGGGGUCCCGGUGCUGCGUAUCAGAUGUUUGUUGUCAUGGAGGAUCUGCUGGAUAAACUGAAGCUUCUUGACUACGAGGAAGUUAUGUCGAAACACAAUAUGAAAGCCCUCUCCAGACAUUACUUCGCUUCAAGCCCCUACAUGCCAUCGAACCCUGGCGAACAAUUCUACAUGUUUACUAUUAUUGCAUCUUGGCUCAUCAACGAGGCGGGUAGACCGUUUGAGCAGCCGCAGGAAUACGACGAUCCCAACGCGACCGUGUCAAACAUUCUUGUGGAGCUCCGAGCUUUUGGUGGGCAGGUGGAUUUCCCUCCAUCGAAGCUGAAAGCUGGCUCAGGGGAACACGUGUGCUAUGUGCUAGAUCGUCUGGCAGAGGAAGCUUUGAAAAAGAAACGUUUUACAUGGAAGAAGCCAUGCUAUCCCACAGAGGACCUGGAGGAGGAGUCUGUCAUGGAGGACGAUGCCGAGCUCACACUGAGCAAAGUGGAGGAGGAGAUGACUGAAGAACCUGAUGACUAUGAGGAGGAUGAUCUCAUCGAUCUUGAUGCGCUGAAGGCAAGGACCAAUCAGAAUGAAGUUAAUGGAUCUUCAAAACCUGAAGAUAUUUUGGAGUCAAACACAGAUGUAGCCGAGUGGAAUCUGGAAGUGGAACGAGUUCUGCCACAGCUGAAGGUGACCAUCAGGACGGACAACAAGGACUGGAGAAUCCACGUCGACCAAAUGCACCAGCACAAGGAGGGCAUUGAAUCCUCACUGAAGGAAGCCAAGGGCCACCUCAACAAACUGCAGGAGGAGAUCAGUAAGACCUUGGAGAAGGUGGGCAGCAGAGAGAAGUACAUCAACAACCAGCUGGAGCACCUGAUCCAGGAGUUCCGCUCUGCACAGUCCAAGCUGAGCGAGGCCAAGGAGCGCUACCAGCAAGGAAGUGGCGGAGUUACAGAAAGGACGAGAGUUCUCUCUGAAAUCAGUGAGGAGCUGGAAAGAGUGAAGCAGGAGAUGGAGGAGAAGGGGAGUAGCAUGACGGACGGGGCUCCAGUGGUGAAGAUCAAGCAGAGUCUGACCAAACUGAAACAGGAGAUCGUGCAGAUGGACAUCCGCAUGGGUGUGGUGGAGCACACACUGCUACAGGCCAAACUGAAGGAGAAGUCAAACAUGACCAGAGACAUGCAUGCUACCAAUAUCCCUGAGGCUGCCAUUGGUGUUUAUUAAUGUGUGAAUUCAGAAUGUUCAAGCUCUCUUGCUGAAUGGUAAAAUAUUAUUGUAUGUUUAUUAUGUUUCAUUAUUUAUCGAUAUUAUACCCUUUUGUAAAAAAAUAAAGAAUAAAUAAUUUUGAGGAAAGUAAAGCAAAAGUAUCUGUUCUUUUCAAAUAAAAUCUUGUUCAGCAAUACUGGUAAUUGCUUUGAGAAAAUAAAUAUCACUUUUUCAUAUA
Messenger RNA from Conger conger (European conger), 1839 nucleotides. It is a transcript of the gene ift57, whose product is annotated as intraflagellar transport 57 homolog (Chlamydomonas). Gene Ontology annotation, biological process: intraciliary transport; non-motile cilium assembly. Gene Ontology annotation, cellular component: intraciliary transport particle B; centrosome; Golgi apparatus. The transcript is spliced from 11 exons. The coding region runs from base 375 to 1619 and encodes 414 amino acids. The record is from RefSeq and is a predicted model, not a curated record. Lineage: Eukaryota; Metazoa; Chordata; Actinopteri; Anguilliformes; Congridae.